AUGCUAAGGAUUUGCCGCAUUGGCCAUGGUUUUUCUCAAUAUCUAACGCGAAAUGCAUUACCCGCCUCAUUACAUCACUGUGUAUUAAAUCUCAAUACUGAUUUAACUGCAGAAUUGCAUCAAAUACGACGAUCUCGCCAUGGCGAUUCAAAGGAACAUCUGAAGCAUCUGAUCUGUUUCAAAGACUGGGACCCUGAAAGAAUUAAGGAAGUGAUAUGCAGUGCAAGUAAUUUAAAGAAUUUAUUCGGAGAUACGCAUGGGAAGAAAAUGGAUUUACUAAAAUGUACAAAAGUAAUGAUAUUAGAAGACCACAACGAACCUAUACUACGUAUGGCGGUGUCGAAAGCCGUGUCAAUGUUAGGAGCAUCUGAUGUCCACAUUGUAGAGGCACUUGACUGGGAACAUGAUUUUAUAGGCAGAGUAUACUCAGAAAUGGCUGAUACAAUAUUUGUGUCAUCACUCACAUACGGGUGUUUGAAGCGAUUUGCUGAACAUUCUUUGGUACCUGUGGUGUGUAUGAGAUCCAGAAGACAUGCCAGCAUCCAGUCCUUGGCUACAAUCAUGUCAAUAAUAGAGGAUCACGGAAAACUUGAAAAUUUGAACAUAGCUUAUGUUGGCGCUCCUCACCAAGUUCUUAAUGACUAUUUAAUUCUUUGCCCAAUGCUUGGAGCCAAUUUGAAUUUUAAGUGCUGUUGUAAUAAAUGCAAAGUCAGUCCUCUCUUGUUAGAUGACAGCAAACACAUAUGUGAAAAAUCCUGUACCAAAAUGUCGCAAGUAAUAAAAACUCCGGAGGCAUUGAAAGGAGCAAAUGUUAUUAUUGCUGGACCUACUACCCGGCAAAAGGAAAAAAUCCCGGAGUUUGUGUUGUCUGUUGAUGAAAUAAAGAAACACACGCAAAAUGACUGGACUUUCUACCAUACUUUCCCUAGAGGAGAGGAAGUGGACGAUACCCUCUUCUUCCACGAAAAUUCGAGAACCUUCAAUGCAUUCAGAAACACGCAAUUUAUUGCCGCUGCUUUGAUGGUUUACAUUCUAAAAUCACGACUGUUUUGA
Arctia plantaginis is the source of this 1053-nucleotide messenger RNA. NCBI's taxonomy places the organism in Eukaryota, Metazoa, Arthropoda, Insecta, Lepidoptera, Erebidae. The record is from the annotation of a GenBank genome assembly.